Malaya genurostris is the source of this 501-nucleotide messenger RNA. RefSeq lists its product as uncharacterized. The annotation marks the transcript as partial. The record is from RefSeq and is a predicted model, not a curated record. Lineage: Eukaryota; Metazoa; Arthropoda; Insecta; Diptera; Culicidae. The transcript has a single exon.
AAUAAUAAUAAUAAUAAUAAUAAUAAUAAUAAUAAUAAUAAUAAUAAUAAUAAUAAUAAUAAUAAUAAUAAUAAUAAUAAUAAUAAUAAUAAUAAUAAUAAUCAUAAUAAUAAUCAUAAUAAUAAUAAUACUAAUAAUAAUAAUAAUAAUAAUAAUAAUAAUAAUAAUAAUAAUAAUAAUAAUAAUAAUAAUAAUAAUAAUAAUAAUAAUAAUAAUAAUAAUCAUAAUAAUAAUAAUACUAAUAAUAAUAAUAAUAAUAAUAAUAAUAAUAAUAAUACUAAUAAUAAUAAUAAUAAUAAUAAUUAUAAUAAUAAUUAUAAUACUAAUAAUAAUAAUAAUAAUAAUAAUAAUAAUAAUAAUAAUAAUACUAAUAAUAAUAAUAAUAAUAAUAAUAAUAAUACUAAUAAUAAUAAUAAUAAUAAUAAUAAUAAUAAUAAUAAUAAUAAUAAUAAUAAUAAUAAUAAUAAUAAUACUAAUAAUAAUAAUAAUAAUAAUAAUAAU